Molecule: messenger RNA, 1622 nt
Organism: Halteromyces radiatus
Lineage: Eukaryota; Fungi; Mucoromycota; Mucoromycetes; Mucorales; Cunninghamellaceae
Exons: 5
Coding region: 43-1488 (481 amino acids)
Biological process (GO): intracellular sterol transport
Cellular component (GO): endoplasmic reticulum-plasma membrane contact site; endoplasmic reticulum membrane; plasma membrane
Molecular function (GO): sterol transfer activity; sterol binding
Source: RefSeq, a predicted model, not a curated record
UUUUCCUUUUUUUUUUUUUCUUUCUUUCUUCUUAUGUAGACAAUGACUAAAGUUCAACCUGACCAAGAAGAAGAUACAACUCGACGACCUUCACUUCGCUGGAAAGAACGGUUUUCACGUACAACACGAUUAUCCACCAUUGACUCACAUGUAUCAACCAAAACCAAUAGUGAUAAUACUUUUGACAACAAUUCCAUUCAUUCUCAAUCUUCAAUAGAAAAACAUGUUGAUAAUGUACGUAUUACAAAGUCUGCCUUGUCACGAAAUAAAGACUUUCAUGAAACUUUUAAACAAGUACCUUUAGAAGAACCCUUAUUACAAGACUUCAAAUGUGCUUUACAAAAAGAUAUUAUCAUACAAGGAAGAUUGUUUAUCACCAAAAACUUUGUUUGUUUCAAAUCUACUAGUCUUGCCCAUGAUACUUCGCUGGAAUUCAAGGUACAUGAUAUUAAACAAAUUGACCGAAUACGAAUGAAACGAUGGAUGCCAAGAGUCAUACAAGUAACCAUGAACAAUGAUGAUGAAAAACAUAUUUUUACUUCCUUCUUAACUUCAUUAUCUUCAAGAGAUGAUGCUUAUUAUCGAUUACUUGGUGUUUGGGAACAAAUAUAUCCGCCGAUGGUGGCAUCAUCAUCAUCCUCAACAACAUCAACAACAACCAAUUCUGCAAAUACAAGUACAGUAUUAUCUACAACAAAUAAUACCUCAAAUAAUUCUGCACUUCCUACUACUUCUACUACAACAAAUAAUUCGACAGUGGAAUCAACCUCACAAACUAUUCAAGAAGAACAUCAUUUAUCAACCUCCAUGAACAAUGAACAACCUGCACCAUCCACAUCUCACUUUAGGAUCUUUCAUCGAAAACGUGCUCAAACAGUAUCUGCUCAACAAACGUCUACAAAUAGACCAAGAUCAGGUACAUCCAAUAGUACCCCUUUAGAAAAAACCAAUCAUAAUCAUGUUACUUGGAAUGACAAUCAAUCAAACCAACAACAACAGAGUGAAUCAUCCAUUACGCCAUCUAGUAUCAUAAAACCAAUUGAAUCACCAGUAAAACCAACUUCAUUAUCAUCAUCGUCACCAUCAUCAUCAUCAUCAGCAGCAGCAAUAGCAACAGCGUCAUCAUCAUCAUCAUCAUCAUCAAAGAAAUCACUGAUGCCAACUCCACCAUCAAUACUACAUGAUCCUUCACCUACUCGUACCAACUCUAGACUUUUUAUUACUGGAGGAUUACUCGUAUUUUUAUCCUAUGUCUAUUUGACAUACAAGUUUUAUCAAGUGACAUUACUCUUCAAUGAUCAAUACCAACAACUUCAUUCACAUUCGACUCCUUCUUCUCAUCCAAUACUACGCCAUCUUCCUUCUCAUCAAUUUCAAGACACAACUUGGAUUUCAGGGCAUCUACAAGAGAUGAAAAACCAGGCUCAAUUAUGGGAACAAGAAACUCUGCGACAAAGAAAGCGACUUUUAAGUUUGAUACCUUCGUAGAAUUAUCAUCAUCAUGAUUUCUAGUAUAGAUUAUUCCUCUUUCCUUUCCUACCUUACUAUUAUUAAUUACUAUUUAGUAUGAUUGCAUUGUUUUUAGUUUAUACUGUGUAUAUGUCACUCUUUCUUUUCUCAAC